AAGCACCAGUGGUCUAGUGGUAGAAUAGUACCCUGCCACGGUACAGACCCGGGUUCGAUUCCCGGCUGGUGCACAACCUUCGAAGCCAUGACGACAUCUGCGCUCUAGUGAAGGCUAGGGUUCUUCGCAAUCGGCUGAUCUUCAGACGACAGUAGCAGCGCUUCUGAGCUUCUCUUUUUUUUUUUUUUUUUUUUAUGUUUAGUAGUCUCAUGCAAAGUAAAUCAAUGCAACUCUUAUGCCAAUUUUCCAAAAAUUCAAUCUUUAAUGGCUUCUAAAUCGCUUGCCCACUUCACCCAUCACCUUGACCCACCAUUCUCUCUUAUAGAAUCCAGCAAAUCCAUGGACCAACUCAAACAAAUCCACGGCCAAGCCAUAGCUUCAGGCCUAAUAGAAACACCCAUUUUCCUAAACAAGGUUAUUUCCUUUUGUUGUAUGAAUAAAUUCGGUGACAUGGACCAUGCACUCAAACUGUUCGAUCAAAUUCCUGAACCGAAAACCGUCUUCCUUUGGAACACAAUGAUCAAAGGUUACUCUAGGAUUCAUUCUCCAAAACAUGGGAUUUUAUUGUAUUUAAACAUGUUAAGACAGAAUGUUAAGCCUGACAAUUACACCUUCCCUUUCCUCUUCAAGGGUUUUGACAGAAAUGUUGGGUUUUCAUGUGGGAAAGAGUUGCAUUGUCAUGUGGUGAAAUUUGGGUUUGGUUCCAAUGUUUUUGUGCAAAAUGCACUGAUCCAUAUGUACUCCUUGUGUGGACAAAUGGAAAUGGCACGUCGGGUUUUCGAUAUUAGUUGUAAAACUGACGUGAUUACUUGGAAUGUGAUUAUAACAGGAUAUAAUAAAACGAAGCAAUUUAAUGAAACGAGUAAGCUUUUCGAUGAGAUGGUGAAGAAUGGAGUGGUUCCUUCUUCGGUUACAUUGGUUUCUUUGCUGUCAGCUUGUUCUAAAUUGAGAGAUUUGAAGGUCGGCAAGCUGGUUCACGAGUAUAUCGGAAAAUGUGAGAUAAAGCCGAAUUUGAUUCUGGAAAAUGCUUUGAUGGAUAUGUAUUCAGCUUGUGGAGAAAUGGAUGUAGCAAUUGGGAUAUUUGAUAGGAUGAAAACAAGGGAUGUGAUUUCAUGGACUACUAUAGUUUCGGGGUUUAUAAACAAGGGAGAGAUUGAUUUGGCAAGAACUUAUUUUGAUCAAAUGCCUGAAAAAGAUUAUGUUUCAUGGACUGCAAUGAUUGAUGGGUAUAUUAGAGUGAACUGCUUUAAAGAGGCAUUGAUAUUGUUCCGUGAGAUGCAAGCUUCGAAUAUACAACCGGACGAGUACACCAUGGUGAGUAUUCUUACAGCUUGUGCUCAUCUUGGGGCAUUACAAUUAGGAGAAUGGAUAAAGGCUUAUAUUGAUAGAAACAAAGUCAAGAAUGAUGUCUUUGUUGGAAAUGCUUUGAUCGACAUGUAUUUCAAAUGCGGAAGCGUUGCGAAAGCUAAACGAGUAUUCUUUGAAAUGCCUCGGAGGGACAAAUUUACAUGGACAGCCAUGAUUGUUGGUCUUGCUAUUAAUGGCCAUGGUGAAGAAGCUCUUAGCAUGUUCUUUGAAAUGCUAAGAGCUUCAAUAAAACCAGAUGAGAUAACUUAUGUUGGUGUUCUUUGUGCCUGCAGUCAUGCCGGUUUGGUAAACGAAGGACGAAAGUUCUUUGCUACCAUGACUGCAGAACAUGGGGUCGAACCGAAUGUAGCCCACUAUGGGUGUAUGGUUGAUCUUCUAGGCCGAGCCGGACAUUUACAAGAAGCUUGUGAAGUUAUAAAGAAUAUGCCAAUGAAACCGAAUACGAUCAUUUGGGGAGCUCUUCUCGGUGCUUGUAGAGUACAUAAAGAUGUCGGAAUUGCCAAAAUGGCAGCUAAAAAUAUUCUCGAAUUAGACCCCAAAAACGGGGCUGUUUAUGUUCUGCUGUGUAAUAUAUAUGCAUAUUGCAAAAAAUGGGAUAGUCUACAUGAGCUAAGGGAGUCGAUGCAUAGAGGAAUCAGGAAGACCCCAGGCUGCAGUUUGAUUGAGAUGAAUGGAGUUGUUCACGAAUUUGUGGCCGGCGACCAGUCACAUCCUCGAUCAAAAGAAAUAUACUCGAAGUUAGAUAAUAUGACAAGGGACUUAAAACUUGCAGGGUAUUCCCCGGACACUUCCGAGGUGUUCCUCGACAUGGGGGAGGGAUACCAGCAUAGCAAGAGGUUGGUGUUGGCAGCCGGGUUGAUUAGUUCGGAUCCUGGGGUUAAGGACUAUGAAGAACCUUAGAAUGUUAUCGUUAGAGACCGAACUCGAUUCCAUCAUUUCAGGCUCGAAUCAUGUUCAUGUAAAGAUCAUUGGUGAGAGUUGAAUUAGACAGGAACUAACAUUCAUUCAUUUAGUCUGGUCUGAGUUAAACAACAAUGAUUUGUACUUUGGGCUGUAUUAAGAAUUAUUAAACCCUCUUACAGUUUGGCUAA
Molecule: messenger RNA, 2459 nt
Organism: Gossypium arboreum
Lineage: Eukaryota; Viridiplantae; Streptophyta; Magnoliopsida; Malvales; Malvaceae
Product: putative pentatricopeptide repeat-containing protein At3g15930
Biological process (GO): RNA modification
Molecular function (GO): zinc ion binding; protein binding; RNA binding
Source: RefSeq, a predicted model, not a curated record